CUAGGAAGCACGAAUAUAUACUAUGAAGAUGACAAAGCUAGCUUUCCUAGUUGUACUGUUGACGCUCGUCAAUUUCUCCACAGCCUUUCUUAUGUUCAGAAGUAAUUCAGGAUUCGGGAGAUUUAAUGGUGGACUGAGUAACUGGUUCCUGAGAGGUUUUGGGGGUGGAAUCGGUGGGUCAGAGGCAGGUGAUGCCGGUGAUGUACUAGAACAGCAACAAGCAAACCAGAGAAAGCAGCUUCUGUACCGCAACUCUUUCCGGGGUUCGUGGGGCGGAAGUGGCGGGUACUAUAAUCCAUUCAUGGUUCCCUAUGGUUUUUCUCUCUUUGAUGCCUGAUGACCACAGAAUCAUUCACCUGGAUGGCACUGGACUUAACACCAUAGGACAGUGUGUGGUCUGCUUACCCACAGUGAAUUUCAAUUUAAAUCAUUUUAUGCAUUAAGACUAUCAGUGAUCCACAGAACAGUUCCAAGUGUACACCUUAUUACCACAGCCUAUGUUUUAAAAAGAGUAAUGAAAAAGAAAAAAAAAAAUAUUGUCAUUUUGUUAUAUUAUUUUCAUUUGAAU
This is a messenger RNA of Saccostrea echinata, 568 nucleotides long. RefSeq lists its product as uncharacterized. The record is from RefSeq and is a predicted model, not a curated record. Lineage: Eukaryota; Metazoa; Mollusca; Bivalvia; Ostreida; Ostreidae. Bases 23 to 337 code for a protein of 104 amino acids. The transcript has 3 exons.